AGAAUGGUACAAUGCCGAUAGAAAUUGCUGCAGCCCAAGGAUGGCAGGAAUGCGUUGAGGUUCUUUUCCCUGUCACAACCCCUUUGGCUAGAGUCGCUGAUUGGAGCACUGCUGGAAUAAUUCAACAUGUAGAACUUACGAAUUCAAAGCCACAAGAUGAAAAUGAGGGAUCUGAUUUUGAAGCACAAGGGGAUGAUGCAUUCCGUAAAAGUGAUUAUGCUCAUGCAUUGACUCUCUACACUACGGCAGCGGAGAUCAACCCUGAUGAUUCAACCUUGUAUGCAAAGAGGAGCCUUUGCUUGCUACAUACGGGUGAUAAAGGCAAGGCUUUGGAUGAUGCUAAAACCUACAAAGAUAUGCAGCCAGAUUUAUCAAAAUCGUGCUAUGCGCAAGGAGCGGCUCUGAUACUGGUGAAGGAGUAUGGCAGAGCAAUUGAAGCUCUCAUGUCUGGUUUGAACCUGGAUUUUGGAAGCAAACCAACUGACAAGGGAUUUAGCGGGGAGCAUCCGUGAAGAACGGUUGUUAAUACUGCAGUCAAGAAGAAAUGUUUCCGUUACUGCGCAGGCCAAGAGAGGUUGUUAGUUGUUACUACUGUACAGGCAAGAUACUACUGAGUGUGAAGCAUCCUUCGAAAGCUUGGGGUGCACUUUUUUGUUGGUUCCUGCAUUGUCUAGGAACUCUCCAUGUAUUGUGAAGAUAACCAAAGCUGCAUAGUAUGUGUGCUAUACGCAUACCAAAGCUGUGAAACUGGCCCAAAUGGCAGACCACCCACUAGCUAUGGUUAAACAGUGCUGAAAGCCCGAAGACAUUAACACAGAAUAAUAGGGAUAUUACGAGUUUCGACGCUGUAGGAUGUAGUAACAAUUCUGCGUGUCCUCAUAAUUACUAUAAAACCAGUGUACUGAAGGUUAUUUGAACUGUGUUAAACGUCGAUGGCAUAAUCGAGAUAUCAAAAGUAAACUUUAGUUGUCACUAGGUGAAAUGCUUCUGCUCUCCUACGGACGAAAGAAAUAUUGGCGUAUUACGUUAACAUUCUUCCUGUACUCGUUUUGCACCGCACCCUAGGCGUUGCUGCGGCUUCUAGCCAA
Molecule: messenger RNA, 1088 nt
Organism: Phragmites australis (common reed)
Lineage: Eukaryota; Viridiplantae; Streptophyta; Magnoliopsida; Poales; Poaceae
Exons: 5
Coding region: 12-512 (166 amino acids)
Molecular function (GO): protein binding
Source: RefSeq, a predicted model, not a curated record